Messenger RNA from Phyllotreta striolata, 596 nucleotides. The record is from the annotation of a GenBank genome assembly. Lineage: Eukaryota; Metazoa; Arthropoda; Insecta; Coleoptera; Chrysomelidae.
AAAUUUUAUAAAAAGCAUUGAAAAGAACUGGAAAGAAGGUUAUUUUUAAUUUUUGAUAUACAAAUUUGGAUCUCAAAUAAACACAUUUUGAAAUGGAUGAUCCAGAAUUGGAACAAAUUAGAAAGCAAAGAUUAGCACAGCUACAAUCACAGUCCCAAUAUGGCGAAGGUGAUCGUCAAAAAAAGGAGGAGGAAGUCAAAGCUCAAGAAGACAUGAAAAACUCGAUAUUAGUCCAAAUUUUGGACCAGUCUGCUCGUGCUAGAUUAAACACUCUUAUGCUAGGAAAACCGGAAAAGGGACGAAUGGUCGAAAACAUGCUAGUUCAAAUGGCUCGAUCGGGCCAAAUUGGCACGAAAAUAAGCGAAAAAGAUUUAAUCGGACUGUUAGAAAACGUCAGCAAUCAAACUAAAAGCAAGACUUCCGUUAAGUUCGACAGAAGGAGAGCCGCCUUAGAUUCCGACGAUGAGGAUUUUUAAUACAUUUAUUUAUAACAAUUUAAAAAAUUAAAAAUAAUUGAUACAACAUUGAGUUUAAUAUUUUGUACACUUAUAAAUAAAAUAAAUUAAACACAUCUAUUACAUCAAGUGACUAGAGAG